CUUCGGACGGUGCCCACGGAGGCCGCGAUGCUGCUGGAGCGGGUCCGCGCCGGUUCGGAGAAGGCAGCGGAGCUCUGCCCCUUCCCGCGGAGCCCAGAGAUCCCGCUGUGCGCCGGCUGCAACCAGCACAUCGUGGACAGGUUCAUCCUCAAAGUCCUGGACCGGCACUGGCACAGCAAGUGCCUGAAAUGCUCCGACUGCCAGACGCAGCUGGCCGAGAAGUGCUUCAGCCGCGGGGACGGCGUCUACUGCAAGGAAGACUUCUUCAAGCGCUUCGGGACGAAGUGUGCCGCCUGCCAGCAGGGCAUCCCCCCGACCCAGGUGGUGCGCCGGGCACAGGACUUCGUUUACCACCUGCACUGCUUCGCCUGCAUCGUCUGCAAGCGGCAGCUGGCCACCGGCGACGAGUUCUACCUCAUGGAGGACAGCAGGCUGGUCUGCAAGGCGGACUACGAGACGGCCAAGCAGAGAGGUACCCCUUGCCCUGUCCCUUCCACCCCCGAGGGCAGCAGGGAGGCGGCCCGGGGCUGUCCUGCCCUCCGGGACAGGCUCACACACCGGGCGGGAGGGCGGAGGGAGGGACCGGGGAGGGUCGGGGGUCCCGCGUCCCCCGUGGUACCUUCACCCCUAACUCGCCCCGCGUCGGCAGAGGCCGAGUCUACAGCCAAGAGGCCCCGCACCACCAUCACGGCCAAGCAGCUGGAGACCCUCAAAAACGCUUAUAACAACUCGCCCAAACCCGCGCGGCACGUCCGGGAGCAGCUCUCGUCGGAGACGGGGCUGGACAUGCGGGUGGUGCAGGUCUGGUUCCAGAACCGCAGGGCCAAGGAGAAAAGGCUGAAAAAAGACGCGGGGAGGCAGCGGUGGGGGCAGUACUUCAGGAAUAUGAAGCGAUCCCGGGGGACAUCCAAGUCGGACAAGGACAGCAUCCAGGAGGAGGGGCCCGACAGCGACGCCGAGGUUUCCUUCACAGACGAGCCCUCCAUGUCCGAAAUGAGCCAUUCCAACGGGAUUUACAGCAACCUCAGCGAGGCCUCCCCGGCGCUGGGGCGGCAGGCCGGCCCCAACGGGAGCUUUGCCCUGGAGCACGGCGGGAUCCCGCCUCAGGACCAGUACCACGAGCUGCGCUCCAACAGCCCCUACGGCAUCCCCCCGUCCCCGGCGUCCCUGCAGCCCCUGCCGGGCCACCAGCCCUUAAUCUCCAGCUUGGUGUACCCAGACAACGGCUUGGCCAUCAUGGGACAGAGCGCACCCGGCGUGCCCCAGCCCAUGAGGGUCCUGGCUGGCAAUGGACCGAGCUCCGACCUCUCCACCGGCAGCAGCGGCGGGUACCCCGAUUUCCCGGCCAGCCCGGCCUCCUGGCUGGAUGAGGUCGACCACGCUCAGUUUUGAUACUGGGGCCACCCCCAGGCAGUGGGAAGGGAAGGACUCGGUGCUGUUAAAUGUCACCUGCUCUUGGAAAGGACAAAGGGAUGAGCCCUCAGUGCUGAGCGGGGCAGGAACGCGAUGAGGAGGGAGCAAAGGGGAUUUCGGAGAUGACCCUGGCAUGAAGAUGAUGGACAAAGGCCCUGGCACUGCAACCAUUGGCACCCGGAGCGUCCCAACCAAACUGAUUCUUGUGUCUUUACCAAACACCGAGACUUGUGCUUUACAGAUUUGAUAUGAGGUAUUUUGCAUUUUGUUGUCAGUGCAUUCUCCAAAGCAAGGACUUGCUCCGUCACCCAUCCACACCGAUACAUUUUUAAGCGAAAAUAAAAUCCUCAUCCACGGUGAAAGGUGUGACAAUGUCUAUAUUUCUAUAGGAGAAAUGUUCAUAGUGAAUCACUUCAGAAAUCCAUGGUAGGAAACUUCUCUGUUCUUCCAACAGAUUUUUUUAAAGCGCACCAAUGCGGUAUGUUUUGUUUUACUUUGAAUUUACAUUAACUUUUCUAAAGCGAAAUGCUCUUAAUAUGCCAAUCAUUUAUCAACAUCCCUUUUUCUUUGUAAAAUGAAAAUCAUAUGUUAAUUCUGCUUCUCCCCUCUUUAAUUUGUAGAUUGCUAGGUUGACUCUUCCAUUUAAGCAUUAAACCGUGAAUAGAUGUAUUUAUUACCAAGUAAUUCCACGUUUAUCACGAGGUCAAGAGGUGAAUUUUCUUGACCCAGGGACACUGGUGGUGGAACUGGGUUGUGGGUCUUAAGCUUUUCCUUCAAAUUUCUUUGCAUCAGUUUUACUGCAAAGUGUCUCAAAAAUCACCCUGAUGUCUUGUUGCCAAAAAUCUUCUCGGGGGGGUCGGGCUGGUUUAGGAUGAGCCCUUCCCCAGGCACUGCUGGAGGGAGCACCCCCUUCCCUGGGGACACGUCUCUGUUCCAGGCAUUUAUUUGUGUAUUUCCACGGAUAUCGUGCAAGCUGAUUGUGAGGAAAGGCAAGACAAUAUGUAUAUUGUUAUCUGUACAAAUUAUGGAAUUAACUGUAGAUUAUGUGGAUGUCCAGUGUCUUUUAUUUAUAUUCUCGCUUUCUCUCUGAUGAUCAAAUACUUCAAGAUUACAAAUAAAUUUGUCAGCUAAACUUGACAUAGUCUUUUGCUAAAUUCACAUCAAUAUCAGUAAUUAAAAAACCUGAACUAAAAGCUCUUAAAACUUGAUCAAACAAAGUGUUGAAAUAUUCCCUUUCAAUAGAGGAGCAAACCCACUGAUGUGGAAAUGCUUUGGAGCAAAAAAAAAAAAGAGGACAUGGGAGGCUGGCAGUCCUUGGGAGAUCUGAACAGGACUGUUCUGGCUUUAAUCAUAAUUUUGAUGGGACAUUGUUAUUUUUCAGCAUUUGUGACAAAGGAGGUGGCUGAUACAGCAACAGGAAACAGAGUCUGAUGUUAUCUGUCUGCAGAAAGUUGUGAAACACAGAUACGGAAAUAUUUCAGAAUAUUUUCAGAAAGAAAGGGAAAAAACUCCUAAGGGAGUCAGUUUGACCAAACAUAUACAUAUAUAUAUGUAUUUACACAUGAAUAUAUAUCCAGAUAAGCACACACAUCCACGUGUCCGUGGUCACACUGGUGGGAAUAUUUGCCCCGAGGUUUUCCACGUGCCCAUGAGAGAUCCACUCCGAGAGCCAUGGCAGGGACAGGAGAAACCCCAGGCAAAAAUUUGUUUCCUUCACUUCUGAGCUCCUGAGUCCAGAGCUGGGCUCAGCAG
This is a messenger RNA of Taeniopygia guttata (zebra finch), 3165 nucleotides long. RefSeq names its product LIM homeobox 3 (gene LHX3). Gene Ontology annotation, cellular component: nucleus. Lineage: Eukaryota; Metazoa; Chordata; Aves; Passeriformes; Estrildidae. The record is from RefSeq and is a predicted model, not a curated record. Gene Ontology annotation, biological process: neuron differentiation; regulation of transcription by RNA polymerase II. Gene Ontology annotation, molecular function: zinc ion binding; DNA-binding transcription factor activity, RNA polymerase II-specific; RNA polymerase II transcription regulatory region sequence-specific DNA binding.